This is a messenger RNA of Clonostachys byssicola, 2772 nucleotides long. The record is from the annotation of a GenBank genome assembly. NCBI's taxonomy places the organism in Eukaryota, Fungi, Ascomycota, Sordariomycetes, Hypocreales, Bionectriaceae.
AUGGCUUCGUCCAACACCGAGGCCCAGGCCGAGCUCAUCAGCUCACUGGCACCCGAUGAUAUCCCAAUCAAGCUGCGAUGCGCCAUCUGCAGCAAGCUCGCCGUGAAUGCCUUCCGGCUGCCUUGCUGCGAGCAGGCCAUCUGCGAGACCUGCCAGUCCAACCUGCCCUCGUCAUGCCCCGUCUGCGAGCACUCUCCACUGUCGGCCGAAGAUUGCCAUCCUAAUAAAUCGCUCCGAACGACGAUCAAGGUCUUUUUGCGCACAGCUGAGAAGAAGCGAGAAGCUCAGCGUGCCAAGGAGGCAAAGGAAUCCGCGCCCCCGACCCCGAUUGAAGCUCCCAAGCCGCAGAUACCCUCGUCAGAACAGGCUGUACCUGAGAGCAGCGCCGUCAAAGCGCCGAACGGAGAAGCGCAGCCUAGCGAACAGCGAGACCCCGCGCCUAAGGAGGAGUCAGAAAAUGCGCUGGCUCAACCAACUGGUUCGACCGAACAGACUGCCGAGUCCGAGACUACCGAGCAAGCGAACAAGAACGACUCUGCUCUAGUCGCACAGACUGAUGAGAGGCAAGGUCAGGAAAACGAUGGUCCCAAUGAUCAGGAAGCCACCCAAGAAGGCGAGGGAGACGGCGAGCAAGGAAACGGCGAAGAGCAGCAAAACUUCAACGCAGAUGCGAUGAAUGGUGGAUUCCCAAGUAUGAACUUUGGGCAAGGAGGAGGCGACUACAACCAGCAGAUGCAGAUGAUGAUGGCAAUGCAGAAUGGCAUGGGGUCGAACUUCAAUAUGAUGGGCAUGCCAGGAAUGGGCAUGGACCCCAUGAUGAUGCAAAACAUGUACAUGAACGGUGGCUUUCAAGGCAUGGGCAUGAACGGCAUGGGGGGCUUUGGAGGAGGGUAUGGCCAAGGCACCAAUAAUAACUGGAACGGAACACAAGCGUGGAAUUUCGACCAGAAUAAUUACAAUCAAAAUGUUCCUGGCAUGGGAACCGGUGACUUUGGGAAUUUUAACUCAGGAUUCCAGACAGGAUACAAUCAAGGCAAUUAUGGUCAUCAAUUCAAUGACUAUCGCCGCAACAACUAUGGACGUGGUCGGGGUCGAGGUCGUGGCCUUUAUGGCGGUGGUGGUUAUGGCUACGGCCGUGGUGGUUUCCAGCAGCAGCAACAGCAUGGCCACGCGGGUUUCAACCAGCAGCUUCAGCAAGGCCAGCAUAUGCAGCAGGGGAACCAGAACCCCCAGGACCAGAAUGAGGCUGGCGAUAGUAAUCCACAGGGCGACGAGUAUGGUCGUGAUGCUCGUCCCGAGGGCGCUAAGGAAGGCAGCGAAGGUGCUGCAGAGGGCUCUGGCCCAGGACAAGAUCCCAAUCAAAGUGGAGUGAGUUCUGAAGCCAGAAACCAGGAUCCCAAUGGAGUAGCAUCUCGUGAGGCUCCAGGCAGUGAAACGGCUGCUAGUGCAGCAGAGGAUGCCGCCUCAUCCAGUGGCCCUGGUGUGGUAAAUCGUCCCGUGCAGCCUGUCCCUGAGGUGCCGAUCAACGCGCCAACAGGUCCCAAGGCAAUGCGUCAAGGUCUGCCUAAUACCAGCCUCCAUAACUUGCGGGCGCGUGGCUACCAGGUAGACAACCCUCCGCGGCCCUCGUCCUCGCAUCAGCAGCAGGCAAGUCCCGCUCCCGAGCGAGCCCGUUCGAGAAGUAGAUCUCCUCAGCGUGACCGCGAGCGUGAGAAUGAUCGGGAUCGUGACCGUGACCUUGACCGUGAGCGCAGCAAAGAGCGCUCUAAUGGAUAUGACAGACGCGAUAGGGACGAUGAAGACGCAGAGCAGGACCGCGGUCGCGGCCGUGAACAGCGUGAGCGCUCGCCCUCUGACACUGUCUCAGGUAGUAAGAGCCGCAGCCGAAGCCACGGCCACAAAAGCUCACGGCGCCGGCGACGCCAUCGCUCCACUUCGGCCGACGAUGAGUAUGACAAUGACGGAUACCGCCGCAAGAAGCAUCGAAGCAGCCGCAAGUAUGACGACGACGCCGAGCACAACUCGUCCUCGAGACCCAAGGAGGAGAAGCCCUCAGAGCGAUCUCGGUCGGCAUCGCCUGACGACUCUAAACGGUCCGGUGGCCAUAGAGGUAGUCGUAGAGACAGAGACCAUGACAAACGCAGAGACCGAGAGAAGGAUAAGUAUCGCGACGAUGACAGAAAGAAGUCGUCUAGUCACAGAUCCCACCGUGACCGAGACUAUGAUCACUCACGACGGAGGGACAAGGACAGAGAGAGAGAAAGGGACCGAGACAGAGCUCGAGACAAGGACAACCGGAAAGACCGCAAGGAGCGUGAGCGGACUAGGGACCGUGACAGCGACCGCGAUCACCGGCAGAGCAACAGCGGCGCCGCCAGCAGGAAAGGCUCAACGGACGUAUCGACGCCAGUCGACAAAGAACCGAGACCUGGCGGCCCACGGGGCUUCGACAUCCGUGGCAGGGGCGAUAAUCCCUCCCGUCAGAACUCACAAGCUUCGGCCAGCGGCGGUGGCAAGUCGAUGCCUGUCAAGGACGUCCACACCUUGGAGCGAGAGGCCCGAGACCGAGAACGACUCCUCAAGGAAGCCCAGCGGAUUACUCGACUGGCUGGACUUGCAGGUUCGAAGCGCGGCCGUGAGGAUGACGGCGGCGACGGCGGUGGUCGCAAGAGCCGUAGGGGCAGCCGACGCAGCGAGGCGGUAGACGGUGGUGACGGAGAGGAGCGCAUGAGGCGGUUGGAGGCUGAGCGCGAAGGGGGUCGCUGGGGCUAA